This is a messenger RNA of Armigeres subalbatus, 8079 nucleotides long. RefSeq names its product myosin-IIIb-like. NCBI's taxonomy places the organism in Eukaryota, Metazoa, Arthropoda, Insecta, Diptera, Culicidae. The record is from RefSeq and is a predicted model, not a curated record. The coding region runs from base 1282 to 6648 and encodes 1788 amino acids. Gene Ontology annotation, biological process: peptidyl-serine phosphorylation; regulation of actin filament length. Gene Ontology annotation, cellular component: myosin complex. Gene Ontology annotation, molecular function: protein serine/threonine kinase activity; protein binding; ATP binding. The transcript is spliced from 15 exons.
UAACGUUACCGAGUGGAUGUUUUUUGAAGCGGUGAGCCCCCUUUACCAAGUAUAGUGUUAUUUGAUCAGCGCGAGGUGUUCCAGCAACAAAUUAUUGCUAUAGAGUGCGCGCGCGCGUUUGGGUGGAGCAUAAUCGGUUUCUAAUAAAACCCAUUUGCGUGUGACUACUUCAUUGAUUGGUUGAAAGCGUGGAUUUAGGGUGCACAAGUGGUUCUUCGUAUGAUCGCGGCUUCCGUUUGCUCGAUGUGCAUCUGUGCAGCGGCAGUGCUGGUUUGGGAAUCUGAAAUUUCCGGCGUGGUGCCGCGUGAUUUGGCGUGAGAGGGCAAACGAAGCGCAAAGAUAAUAGAAUUGUCUGGGUACGUUUUCUGCGGCGGCGAAAAUGUAAUUUACCAUGACAUGAGAAAUCUACACCACCAUAACCGCGGAGAAAGAAUGGUGUGCCGAGCGGAGUGUUGUGAAUAGUUCCACCGACUAACAGUUAAUUAACUGUUGUAGGAAGAGAGUGGUUAUUAUCAGUGGAGGAAAAGAUCAGCCACCAGCCCUAGUUCAACAAUAAUGUGGCUUUGGAGUGAAAAGUCUGAUGGGUCGUAUCGUUGGUGGUUUUAGCUCUAGUAUAAGAAGAUACCAAUUGAUACAUAAUUGAUGUGAAAUACUUACUUGAAGCAUUCGACUUCGUUGAGGUGUGACCUUUAUUUACUUGGAAUUGUUUGUGUCAGUCAUGCUUGGUUAAGGUUGAGAUCAAGCGAAGAUUUUUUUUUGUAAGACGCCCAAAGAGCCCACAGUGAAAGAGUGACAGUGAAAUUAUGAGAAAAGCCGCACAAACAAAACAGAGUCAAUCGUAGGGCGGAAUAAAGAUACGUUGAAGUGAAAGAAAGUGUUGAAGAUCAUAAUUUAUUCACGAAGACGACGACGGCGACACCGUGAUUUGCUAUUGGAAAUUGAAUGGUAGUAGUGAACAGUUCAUCUCAUCUGUGUGGGAAUUUGAAAAGCAAAAAAGAAAAAGUCUCCAGCAUAGAUAACUACAUUGAAGUCUACCAAACUUGAACUCUAAAAGACGGUGUUGUUCCUCGCUUGAAACUUGGUUCCGAACAAGUCAAACGGUACGGUACUUGAUGGUGCGUUGCUAACAUGACUCAUUCGGAACUUGGCACAAGCUCGCUACAGCUGGAACCGGUUUCCAUGGGUACGAAUUAAGCGCGUUGCCGGUGCUGGAGGAGAGGCGAGAAAAGGAAGAGACUGCCGAGAAAACCGUAGGUCGAGGGAGACCUUGACUGAAGGAGAAUGGCCUACAAUGGACUGUCGCAGCAUGUGGAUUUCCUGAGGCUGCCCAAUCCGACCGAACGGUACGACCUGUUGGAUUUGAUCGGCGAGGGAACGUACGGCGAAGUCUACAGUGCCAAGGACAAGCACACCGGCCGCAAGUAUGCUGUUAAGAUCUUGGAAACCAUUGCCGACAACAUCGAGGAAAUCGAAGAGGAAUAUCUCGUGCUUCGGGACCUAUCAAAGCACCCCAACAUUCCCGACUUUGCCGGGCUGUACCUGAAGCGCGGUGCCACUGUCGAAGAUGACCAGCUUUGGUUCGUGCUCGAGCUAUGCACCGGUGGUUCGGUCACGGAUCUGGUUCAAGGUCUACGCAACCGUGGGGCCCGGCUAACCAACAACCAAAUAGCGUACAUUCUGAGAGAGACGGUCCAAGCGUUGGUUUUCCUCCACGAGAACCAUUGCAUGCAUCGGGACAUCAAGGGCCACAACAUUCUGCUGACGGAGAAUGGUCUCGUCAAGUUGGUGGAUUUUGGCGUUAGUUCCCACCUGGCAGCCACCAUGGCCCGGCGGAAUACCAGCGUGGGAACGCCCUACUGGAUGGCACCGGAGGUCAUCGCAUGCGAGCAGCAGCUGGAUCAGUCGUACGAUUCCCGGUGUGAUGUGUGGUCGGUCGGGAUCACGGCCAUCGAACUGGCGGAAGGGGAUCCUCCGCUGUGUGAGCUGCAUCCGAUGCGUGCCUUGUUCCAAAUUCCAAGAAAUCCUCCACCGAGAUUGAACCACCCGGAAAAUUAUUCUGCCAUGCUGUCAGAUUUUAUAUCCGAAUGUUUAGUCAAGGAUUUGGAGCAGAGGCCAUUCUCGAAGGAACUGAUUACACAUCCGUUCCUGAAGGCGGUUGGUCCUCACGUUGAUCAGGUGCGGUAUGAGUUGAGAACUGAAAUUCAAAAGCAGCGUUCAGAUGGAAGAGCUCCUCGUCAAGCGGAAGCAACAACCAAGUACGGAAAGCUCAAGUCAGAUAGGAAGUCCAAACCCCAGAAGAUGUAUCUCGAUGACCUGGCGGCGUUGGACGUUUUGACGGAGGAUACGAUUGUCGAACAGCUGCAAAAGCGAUUUGAAACCAAUCAGAUCUACACGUACAUUGGUGACAUUUUGGUGGCAGUAAACCCAUUCUCUCAACUGGGACUUUACACGACGUAUCACCAAAGAAAAUAUAGCGGUAAGACAAGAUCGGAUAAUCCGCCCCACAUCUUUGCAGUAGCAGAUGCAGCGCACCAAGCGCUUGUACAUCAGAAGCAAAACCAAGCGAUCGUCAUCUCCGGUGAGAGUGGUUCCGGUAAAACGGAAAGCGCCAAUCUCCUACUGAAGCAGUUGGUCUUUCUUGGAAAGGCAGUUACCAAAAAUCUGGAGGAGCGCAUACUCCAAGUCAAUCCAAUCAUGGAAGCAUUCGGCAAUGCCCGAACCGGCAUUAAUUCGAACAGUUCUCGUUUUGGAAAGUACUUGGAACUCACCAUGGCCCGCAGUGGCAAAGUCAAUGGUGGUCGCAUUUUCGUCUACCUGUUGGAGCAAAGCCGGGUUGUGAAGCAGGCUGAAGCUGAGGGCAACUUCCACGUCUUCUACUACAUGUACGACGGCCUUCAGGCGGAGAAACGCCUGGAAGAGUAUUACCUUCAUCCGUCUUACCGAAAAACGCAUCGUUACCUACAGGAAACAGCGACGUUACCCAAGACCAACGUUGAACGUUGGAAGCAACUGCUGGCAAGUUUCAAAGUGCUCGGAUUCCGGGACGACGAAGUGGACAUGGUCAACCGAGUGCUGGCCGCGAUCCUAAAUUUGGGCGACAUGGAGUUCGGUGAAAUAGACUCGAACGACAACACCGACAGCAAGGCGAGGGUCAUCGAUGUGGCUCCGAUGCAUCGCGUUUCGAAACUGUUGGGCGUGGAAUCGGGCGAUUUGUUGGAAGCGCUGACUUCCAAUUCGGUGGUGACCCGAGGAGAAACCAUCACGAGACAUAAUAAUGUGGCCGAAGCUUGCACGGCCAGGGAUGCCAUGGCGAAGGGGCUGUACGGACGUCUGUUCGAUUGGAUGGUCAAUCAGAUUAAUCUGCUGCUGGUGCAUAACAGACCGAACAACAAUCCCGAGCAACUGGCAAUAGGAUUGUUGGAUAUUUUUGGGUUCGAGAAUUUCAACAAGAAUUCGUUUGAGCAGCUUUGCAUCAACAUCGCGAAUGAACAAAUCCAGUAUUACUUCAAUCAGCACAUCUUUACAUGGGAACAGCAGGAAUAUAUGGCCGAAGGGAUACCCGUGGAUUUGGUGGAAUUCGCCGACAACCGUCCUGUGUUGGAUAUGCUUCUUAGUCGGCCACUUGGACUGCUUGCUCUCCUAGACGAAGAAUCCCGUUUUCCGCGAUCCAACGAUCGUUCUCUAAUUGAGAAAUUCCACAACAACGUUAAGUCCAAGUUCUACCAGCGACCCAAAUCGGACGCUGUGUGCUUUGCGGUGCACCACUUUGCCGGUCGCGUCGUAUACCAGGCGGACGGCUUUCUGGAGAAGAAUCGCAACUUCCUGCCGGCGGAAAUCAUUCAACUGAUCCGCCAAAGUCAGUACGACAUGAUCCGGUUCCUGUUCCAGUGCCCGAUAACCAAAACCGGCAACCUGUACUCAGCCAUCCAGGACACCGGAUCGCGCCAGAAUGUUUCAAGUUUUAUCAAGGUUGAUACAAAGGAAAAGUUCAACUCACGCGGACUGGCUUCGCAAUCGCGGGCUCAGCAAACGGUGGCCACCUACUUCCGGUACUCGCUGAUGGAUCUGCUGCAGAAGAUGGUCACCGGGACGCCGCAGUUCAUCCGGUGCAUCAAACCGAACGACAUGAAGGCUGCGAAGAGCUUCGAACCGGUCAAGGUGCUGAAGCAGCUGCGCUACACCGGCGUGCUGGAAACCAUUCGGAUCCGUCAGCACGGGUUCAGCCAUCGGUUGGCGUUCGCUGAGUUCCUGAAGAGAUACUAUUUCCUCGGUUACGGGUUCGAGGAACGUGUCAUCGCAAGCCGAGAAUCGUGUCGUUUACUUUUAGUGCGUCUAAAAAUGGAUGGAUGGGCACUCGGGAAAUCCAAGGUGUUCCUCAAGUACUACCAUUUUGAGUAUCUUUCGAAGCUGUACGAGGAGCACGUCCGUAAAAUCAUUCUGGUGCAGGCCUGCGUACGUCGUUGGUUAGCCAAGGCAUUCAUCAAGCGCGAAAAACAGUUGGCGGCGCAACGAGAGGCGCUCAGCGCCGUUACUCUCCAGAAGCACGUCCGUGGUUGGUUAACACGUCGGCGUAUGAACAAGCUGCUAAAGGAGAAGCAGGAGAAGGAACGUAUCGAGCGAGAACGGAUUGAAAAGGAGCGCGAGCGUCUCGAAAAAGAGCGGAUCGCUAGAGAGAAGAAGAACAAUGAACAAAACAAAGCAAAACAAGCAUUCGCCAGAGCCAAAUUCAUUCACCAGAUGGCUAAUAAUGAGUUCAUCAAGCCUUCAGAAAAGCGUACAGUAGACGUUAACAACAAAGAGAACGAGAAGGCAGCCAUCGUUAUUCAGAGCUACUACCGAGGCUACACAAUUCGCAAAAUGAAGCUUACUCCAGAAGUAGAGGCCAAGACCAAAUACAUCCUGGGCAUCGCCAAGAAUCGUGUCGAAGCACAACGCAUGAUGCAGAAGGAAGGUUUCUCCAAAGAGGACGCGGCUCGUAUAAUCCAGCGCUAUUACCGAACCCACAAGAGCAAAAACAACAACGUCAGCAACAAGGAAAGCAGAAACAAAGGUCCGGCACCUCAGCCCACGAAGCCCCUCUCGGCUAAAGAUCAACAGGUUGACCUCAUAGCCUUCUCGCAGAACGUCCACAUGAUGAACCAGGAGAUACACAAGAACCUGCGCGCCACCAAGAACGGAAUCCCACUGGAUGCCAUAGAGAAACUCCCCAAUGAUUACAAACGGCCGCCAGGCUUUGUGCUGGUACCGGGACUGCUGGGAACGGUCCCCGGCGGCGAGUUCACCAAGUACAGCUCGUUCCGCAGCUCUGGAGAUUGCGACCACGAAAUGACGAAGGAGUUAAUUCAAAGCCCGACCUUGUCCAGCGAAUUUGAGGAUGUAUCCCCGUGGGACAUGCCCUUCUACGAGCUGGAACGGAAUCUCCGCUCGCAAAGGCAACGAAACCUCCAGCAGCAGCAACAGCAGCAGCGGGUCGACAUCAAUCGUAACGACAUCAUCGGGGACCGCAAGAUGGAGCUGAGCGAGCGCAAGCAGCAGCUGUCGAGCAACUGGCACCAGGCAUUCCAGGCCACCGAGACCGCCGUGCAGGACAAUAAAUUCAAGGGGAUGAUCAGAUCCAAUAAUAUCCACAACAACGAACCGGCCCACAUCCGUCACAUACCGGCCUUCAGUUACCUGAAUCCGAACGGCCACCAAAUUCUGCGCUACUCACCGAACAACGUGGACCAGCAGUCAUCUUCGCCAUCGUCCCGAGAGCAAUCGUAUCGCCAAGGAAGCUCGGACCAGCCAUCACCGAGCCCUCCGGUCGGCCAUGCCAAACCGAAGAAGCAGGGCCCCAAACUAGAGUACAAGCUGAAGGAGAAGGAGAACAAAGAGAAGAAGAAGAAGGAGAAGAAAAUGAAGAAGGAAAAGGAGAAGGAGAAACUAACGCCCCCCUCGUCGGGAACGUCGUCGGCAAUGAGCAAUCCCGCGGAAAAGUCACGCAAGGAAGCGAAGAAAAAGGCACCGAUGCCAAUUCCCCAACCAGGGCAGCAAGUUCCGCAGAAAAGAAUGAUCGAUCACCACGAGUAUCAGAAUAUUUCCGAGGAGACCAAAAUCGAUAGCAAGAGCCCGGUUAUGAGGAUGUUUGGCGAUACGAACUUUUUGCUAAACCAUCGGAGGAAAACCUCCAAUCAGAAGGAGAGUGGGCUCAGCUGCGGCCAAGGAGUGUGUGAGCUGAUGAAUGGAGUUUACAGAUUUAGUCCACAUGUCACUUCGUUUGCCGAACUGGAAUCGAACAAGAGUAGCAGCAAUCGGUCACACCCUUCAACGCUGGACGCCAAGGAGUACCAAAACUUCAGCGUAUCAAAAUAUCUAAACAUCGACGUCAAAACGCCGAAUCUGAGGAGCGUGAAGAACCAUCAGCGGAAUCGUAUGAGUUCCAACAGUAGCAGUUUGAGCAGUGGCAGCAGUGGUUCGAACUCGCUGAACUCGUUCGACUCGGUCGAGCAGGCGAUCAUAUUCCAGAAGAACAAAAAUGCCGACUCGUACCUGGGGCCGUUCAACUUCCGGCAGCUGUUGAGGCCAACCCAAGGGCCCACCGAGUCGCUCCGCAAGCGCAAAGGAAUCAACCCACCAUCGCCACCUCCGCUGCAGCGGGGCAAAAGUUAGAAAGGGGGGAAGGGAAUUUCUUCGAGAGGGUUGUGUUUGGUUUAGUGCAUUUGGCUAUCGUUGAUGAGUGUUGGUUGAUGUAUAUUCGUGUGUGUAUUUAUACAAGCUUGAUAGACCGAUUCGUUCCGUUCUGAUUCGGAAAGUCAGUUAUGUAAGGUUGAUUAAUUCUUCUCGAUUGGAAGUAGACCAUAAAUUAUGAUCUCUAGUUCGGUUUCAAAAAUAACGUCGAUAGGACUCGAACAAUGCUCAUUGGAGCAUAUAAACCAACCGAAAUGCGUCAUCGGGAAAUUGGAACGAUUCAGGUCUAUCGAUAGCAUCACGCUGCUGCAGCUGUAGAAGAGAAACUUUCCCGGCUGGGUUUUCCUACCGUUUGGUAUUUUCUGCAUCCUGCGGCAGCGGCGGAAAAUUUCCUUUCCUCUCGAUUGAUAUUAAAUUUUAUGUUUUCGGGGUUGUGGUUCGAAUUUGCAGUUUGAGAGGUAGUUGGUAGUAGACGUUGAGGUAUAUUCAAACUUUGGUAUUACCCCCGGCGCCAUCAUCAUCGUCAUCGUCGGCUAUCCGGUAGAAAGUGAGCUACGUCUACUGAUAAUGCCUUAGGUAAAGGAUCAACUUUUGUGCGGAUUUAUUCACUGCGCGUCUUAUCUUUUGUUUCCGCCAAUUGCGUCAUUGGUGCAGUACCGCAAUCUCUCUCGAUUGUCUAAUGAAAAAUUCUCAGCAUAGAGUGCGGCCAUUUAACAGAUCUAGUUAGGAGGCAAUGAUGAAGCAAGACCAUCUAUUGAGUCAUAUGAUGUUCCCAUGCCAGGACAGAAGCAUUGUCCUUGAAAAGUGUUUUUCUCCACCAUAGUAAAUCAUGAAAAUAAUUCUAAAUAAAUUGCCUCACUGAUACUUCUUCGAAGAACGAGGCUCAUGUGUAGAGUACAAAACAAAAAUGCAAUCAUUCUGUGAGCCAAAGCUGGGAUCUAAGACUGUGCCGUUCGAAAAAGAAUGCCUGAUCCAGAUACUGCACUGCACUUUCUGCCGGAAUAACUUUGCUUUAUUUCUUUAUCCACCCGCUUUCAUUCGUGUAUCCCAUCGCCUCUCCAUUUAUUUAUCUUGAAGGCAGUUUUUAUAAUUUAUUACCCAAGCAAUUUACUCCCUUCACUACGUCUUUUGUAACCUAGAUUUAUCCUCGUUGAAUAUCGUUUCUUAGCACAGUAAGCUGCAAUCACCAUAUAGAGAUGAAGGGCACUUUGGUCCUUUGUCAAACAUUCUUGGCUGUAGGGAAAUGUAGUUACUCUAGUUAACACAGAUACACUAAAUAGAUUUAUGUAAAAUAGAUAAAAAAGAACAAGAAAUGUUUCCCGAAAAAGACUCACUAAAAACCUGACACCAAAAACUAGUGGAAUAAAGUACCAAGUCCUGUUACAUGUUGAGUUACGACCUUCGUGAAUCGCA